Messenger RNA from Engraulis encrasicolus (European anchovy), 3802 nucleotides. It is a transcript of the gene adam28, whose product is annotated as ADAM metallopeptidase domain 28. Gene Ontology annotation, molecular function: metalloendopeptidase activity. Gene Ontology annotation, biological process: proteolysis. Lineage: Eukaryota; Metazoa; Chordata; Actinopteri; Clupeiformes; Engraulidae. Gene Ontology annotation, cellular component: plasma membrane. Bases 112 to 2394 code for a protein of 760 amino acids. The transcript is spliced from 22 exons. The record is from RefSeq and is a predicted model, not a curated record.
ACACACACACACACACACACACACACACACACAUGUACGCAAGCAUGCAGGUAGAGCAUAAAGGCAUGGGAAAGACUCUCCAGUUUCAGUAACCUGUCUGCCUUCUGGACAAUGGCAAGCAAGCGUCCCUUGUUGUGGAUCUUGGUGCUGGCUGUUUCACUCGAUCCCUCAGUCUGCCACCCUCUUCAGCUCGAUGGUGUCAAGGUGUACGAUGUGGUCCGACCAAUCAGACUGCACAGUCUGAGCAAGAGGGACGUGGAGUCCUCCAGGCCUGAGGCACUAAAAUAUGGAAUGACAUUACGAGGAAAAGACAUCGAGCUCAACCUGCAGCGGAACAAAGAAAUCCUGACCAAGGAUUACAGUGAGACAUACUACACUGAUGAUGGUACACCUGUUACUUCCAGUCCUGAGGAGUUGGACCACUGCUACUAUGAAGGAAACGUUGUCAAUGACAGUGAAUCCAUGGUCAGCAUUAGCACCUGUGAUGGACUCAGGGGUUACAUCCAGACAGCAGAGCAGAAGUUGUUGAUUGAACCCAUGUCCGACGACGCAGAUGGAGACCAUGCCGUUCUGCAGUUUGAUGAAGUUCACGACAAGCCCAUGACGUGUGGGGUCACCAACACCAGCUGGGACCCUGAGUAUCCGGCGAAAACCAGCAGAUCUCGAUCACGAGCAGCUGGCCCAACAUUACUCCAGCAACACAAAUACAUUGAGCUCUAUCUUGUGGCCGACAACAGAGAGUAUAUCCACUUAAAAAGGGAUGUUUCAGCUGUUCGGAAGCGGAUAUUUGAGAUCAUCAAUUUUGUCAAUGUGGUGUAUAAGCCACUCAACACCUUCAUUGCCCUGACUGGCUUGGAGAUCUGGACGGACGGUGACAAGAUAUCGGUGACCCCUCCUGCAGGGGCCACCUUGGAUGCCUUCACCAAGUGGAGGAACAACGACCUGAGGAAGAGAAAGCGCCAUGACAACGCACACUUGAUAACACAUAUUGACUUUGAGGGAGCCACUGUAGGACUGGCCUUCAUUGGAACCCUGUGUUCUGACCAUUCUGUCGGAGUUGUCCAGGAUCACAACUCGAGGGCCAUUGCAGUCGGAGCCACGCUGUCCCAUGAAAUGGGACACAACUUGGGCAUGAGCCACGACAGCAGCUCCUGCAGCUGUCCAGACGCCAGCUGCAUCAUGGCCGCAGCGCUGAGCUACAGCAUCCCGAGGAAGUUCAGCAGCUGCAGCAGCACUGGCUAUGGGGACUUCCUCAACAAUCGCAACCCCGAGUGUGUGCUCAACAAGCCCAGCUACAAGGAGCUGGUGGCUCCCCCGGUCUGUGGCAACGGCUUCAUGGAGAGAGGGGAGCAGUGCGACUGUGGCACGCUGGAGGAAUGCAUUGACCCGUGUUGCAACGCGACCACAUGCAGAUUAGUGGAGGGAGCGCAGUGUGCUACAGGAGACUGCUGUGAGAACUGCAAGAUCAUGUCCUCAAGCAGGGAGUGUCGGCCCAGGCAGGAUGACUGUGACCUGGCAGAGUACUGCACGGGGCAGUCUGCCGAGUGUCCCGAAGACGUCUACGCGGUCAACGGCCUGCCGUGCCUGAGUGGGAGGGGCUACUGCCACAACGGCCAGUGCCCACAGAGGGAGGAACAGUGUCUCCGGAUGUGGGGACCAACUGCACGAGUGGCUCGCCAAUACUGCUUUGACCAGAACACCCGAGGCCAGUACUACGCCUUCUGCAAGAGGCCUAGCAAAGACCUGUACCUGCCAUGCCAGAGAGAGGAUGUCAUGUGUGGGAAGCUCUUCUGCCACGACGGUAAUGAGAGUCCCAACUACGGCCGCCUGGUGCAGUUCAAUGACUGUAAGGCCACCUUCUACGGAGACCAUGAAAACGACUUUGGCCAAGUGGACACAGGCACGAAGUGUGGAGAUGGAAAGGUCUGCAGCCAGAAUGAGUGUGUGGAUCUUGAAACAGCUUACAGAGCAACCAACUGCUCAGCCAAGUGCAAAGGCCAUGGGGUGUGUAACCACAGGUCUGAGUGCCAGUGUGAACCUGGAUGGCUUCCACCAACCUGUGACUCACAAGAGCCAAGCUCACUCUCCAAAGAGGGUGUCAUAGCCAUUGCAGUGAUUCUCUCUCUUCUGGGUCUCGGCAUUCUGAUUGGGGCCAGUGUGUUUCUGCUGAAACGCAGGCAGAACACGCCACACAUAGCCAGUCUGCCCACCCAGAAGAGUCAACCUGCUUUUAACCAUCAGAAACUGAGGCCACCACCACAACGACCAAACCCUGAACCAACGCAGCGACCGAAAGCAGCGCCGCCACCACCGCCCCCUGCUGGUGGUAGAGGGAGACCUCCACAGCCCAACUUCAUGGCAGCGCGGCAGGCUCUGCGGCCACCUCGAGUGUGAUCUACUACAGUGCCAAGGGAUAGAGGAGGCCGAGGAAGUGUCUUAAGAAUUGCACUGAUGCCUUCAAAAAGUGUUUACAACUUUUUUUUAUCUGCCUGGACUGAUACAUCAGACGACUGCCAAAUACAUUACAUGGAUAUACUGUAUUUUAUAUUUAACUAAUGCAUGGAUACAAAUGUACAGUAUACUGUAUCUGUGCAUUAUAUACAAAGGCUCAGAAUGGCUUGCAAUAAGCCAACCAUCAAAGUGCAAUGUCUCAUUUCCACUCGAUAAGAGUGAGGAGGAGUAGUUUUUUUUAAAGCCAUGUACAUAAACUGUUUUCACUGCCAUGUUGUGUGCAAGCUGUGAGUGUGCUGUGAGUGUAGUGUGUACGUAUGUGUAUAGUGCCAAAAAUGAGCCUUGGUACAGCAAGUGGUUACUUGAGAUUUUGCAGCUUCAAAUAUUGUGUUCUUUUCCAGUUGUACAGAGAAUGUUGAGAUGCUACCUAAGAAACGUUAUUUGUAAAUAUGUAAUUUUGUCUCGCAAAAAACAUUCAAAUCAGAUUGACUUACAGGGUGACAUCAUUGUACUGUAUUGUUUAUGUUGUACAUACAUGAAUAAAAAAAAUAAGAUUUAAUAAACCUAUUAAAAUUAUUCUAAAAUACACCCAUCACAGUGUACUCUGAUAAUUACAUAUUUGAAUCAAGACUAAAUUUGUAUCAAGGUGGGAUAAUGUUGAGUUAUGAUGACCCACGCCAGAUUCGCAUCCGGGUCCCCAUGGAUGUGCAUGGACAGGUUCCUGACUGCAACACACGCUUUAAGGUCAUUUUGGUGCGUGUAAAAAAAAAGGUAUGAUAAACACGUGAAACAACCACAUUUCCUGCACAUUUCCUUAAAUUUUGAAAAAGUUCCCCUGAUCACCAAUGAAUGACGAACCAAUGAUGACCAAUAAUGACCACAACCUUAACCAUGCAGUGACGCUAUGACUGGGAAAUUCCACGCCAUACCAAACCUCAUGGCCAAGUCUCAACUUAACCACAGUAGUCACUACUUCUAGCACAGAAGGAGACAAAGGCAACAUAGCGUUGAUACUUCCUUAUUCCAUUUUCUUUUUAUUUCUCAACUAAUAACCUCUACAUAAAAUCAAAAUUUAACAGUUGCCUUACAAUACAAGUACUCAACAAAAGGAUCAACCCCCUUUUUUACAUAGCUAUUAAGAGACUUUGUAAUAAAGUAAUUUUUUCCUGUACAUUCUGUAAGAUAUGUUAAAGAGCCUGACAUUGGUCAGCAACUUUUACACUUUGUCAGGUUUUACAUUCUCACCAAAACACUACCACUCACACUGCUGACUGUCUUGUCUGCUCACACCUUUUGCAUGAAAACAGAAACGAAAUGAAACAAAACGAAUCAAAAACAAACAAAACAAAAA